AUGGCUGUGGAGGAUGCCUUCAACACAACAUGGCUGUGGAGGAUGCCUUCAACACAACAUGGCUGUGGAGGAUGCCUUCAACACAACAUGGCUGUGGAAGACGCCUUCAACACAACAUGGCUGUGGAAGACGCCUUCAACACAACAUGGCUGUGGAAGACGCCUUCAACACAACAUGGCUGUGGAGGAUGCCUUCAACACAACAUGGCUGUGGAGGAUGCCUUCAACACAACAUGGCUGUGGAGGAUGCCUUCAACACAACAUGGCUGUGGAGGACGCCUUCAACACAACAUGGCUGUGGAGGAAGCCUUCAACACAACAUGGCUGUGGAGGACGCCUUCAACACAACAUGGCUGUGGAGGACGCCUUCAACACAACAUGGCUGUGGAGGACGCCUUCAACACAACAUGGCUGUGGAAGACGCCUUCAACACAACAUGGCUGUGGAAGACGCCUUCAACACAACAUGGCUGUGGAAGACGCCUUCAACACAACAUGACUGUGGAAGACGCCUUCAACACAACAUGGCUGUGGAGGACUCCUUCAACACAACAUGGCUGUGGAGGAUGCCUUCAACACAACAUGGCUGUGGAGGAUGCCUUCAACACAACAUGGCUGUGGAGGAUGCCUUCAACACAACAUGGCUGUGGAGGAUGCCUUCAACACAACAUGGCUGUGGAGGAUGCCUUCAACACAACAUGGCUGUGAAGGAUGCCUUUAACACAACAUGGCUGUAG
Molecule: messenger RNA, 735 nt
Organism: Pelobates cultripes (western spadefoot toad)
Lineage: Eukaryota; Metazoa; Chordata; Amphibia; Anura; Pelobatidae
Source: the annotation of a GenBank genome assembly